AUGCGUCAGCAAGCUAUGCUCGCCAUCAUGAAGCUGAGCAAAAUGAAGCUACCGGUGCGGAUCCUGACACAACCCAGCCUGCUCGCCACCUGCUUCUCCAGCAUCUUCUCCCUGCCUCCAGCACACACCAUGGAGGAGGUGGAGGCUGCUCUCUACACCAAAACUUUGAAAACCAUGGAUGAGAUGCUGAAGGCCUUGGUGUGCGAGGAUCAGGAGCCCAACCUUCUGGUGCUGCAAAUCAUCUUGAAGGUCCUGCUCCCCUGGACCACAUCCAGGGAGGUACAUGAGCGGCUGAGGGCAGUGGGAAGGAUCAGGUGGCUGAUGGAAUUCAUGGGGUCUCAGUGCAAAUUCCAGGAAGUGGAGGAGUUCAGAGUCCUGGGCCAGCUGGUGGGGUGUCUCACUCUGUGCUGUGUGGAGCAGGAGCAGGAGAUCUGGCAAUCGGCUGUGGAGGGACUUCACCACCUCUUCUCCUUCAUGCAGCUGCUAAAAUCCAAAAUGCUGGUGAAGCACGGCGCAGAGUAUCGGCAGAUCCUCAAGGACAGUCAAACUGAGAGAGCCUUCUGGGUCACCAACAUCAGCAAUAUCACAUCGGCAAUGCUUCUACUAAUGCAGCCCAAUAUACCUGCCUACAUGACACACCGCAAGAUGCACUGGGGCUCAUCCAAACCUGAUCCCAGCUCCUUGUCAGGUUUGCUGGGAGCUUCCUCAGAGAUUAAUGCAAUAAAAGGCAUCAUUGCAUCUGCGUAUGAGCACCAGCCCCUGCUGAGCACUAGAGAGUGUAUCCGUGCUGCGCAGUAUUGUGCCCCCGUGCACUGCCACGCUGGCCUCUGCCAUGCAUGA
Molecule: messenger RNA, 840 nt
Organism: Mauremys reevesii (Reeves's turtle)
Lineage: Eukaryota; Metazoa; Chordata; Testudines; Geoemydidae
Product: maestro heat-like repeat family member 5
Exons: 7
Coding region: 1-840 (279 amino acids)
Cellular component (GO): cytoplasm
Source: RefSeq, a predicted model, not a curated record